Molecule: messenger RNA, 1689 nt
Organism: Gopherus evgoodei (Goodes thornscrub tortoise)
Lineage: Eukaryota; Metazoa; Chordata; Testudines; Testudinidae
Product: potassium channel subfamily T member 2-like
Exons: 5
Coding region: 28-702 (224 amino acids)
Molecular function (GO): intracellular sodium-activated potassium channel activity
Source: RefSeq, a predicted model, not a curated record
CUCCUGCAGUCGUUUGUGAAGGAUUACAUGAUCUCCAUCACCCGCCUGCUCCUGGGGCUCGACUCCAUGCCAGGCUCUGGCUUCCUGUGUGCGCUGAAGGUGACCGAGGACGACCUGUGGAUCCGCUCGUACGGGCGCCUCUACCAGAAGCUCUGCUCCAGCACGGGCGACAUCCCGAUCGGCAUCUACCGCACGGAGAGCCACCUGUUCUCCACCGCCGAGCCGCAGGUCUCCGUUGGCGUGGAGGACUACGAGGACACGCGGGAGCCGCGCGACGCCCUGAUCUGCCGCCUGGGGCCCCGCGACUCCACGAGCAGCGACCAGGCCGAGCAGCCGCUGCUGCGGCGGAAAAGCAUGCCGUGGGCUCGGCGGCUGAGCCGCAAGGGCGGGCGCCCCCCCGCGCACAUCAGCCAGCAGCGCCUGACGCUGUACCGCCGCUCCGAGCGCCAGGAGCUCGGCGCCCUCGUCAAGAGCCGCAUGAAACACCUGGGGCUCCCGGCCGCCGGAUGCAUGGACAUGCUGGAUCACGGCAACACGCUGUCCUACAUCCUGCUCAACCCCUCGCCCGACACGCGGCUGGAAGUCAACGACGUGGUGUAUCUCAUCCGGCCCGACCCCCUGACCCUGGUCUCCGCCAGCAGCCCCAGCCGAAAAGCCAGCGUCAGCCGCUCCGAGGACCUCAAGGACAGCAUCAGCCUGUGACCCCAGCCAGGAGACACGUGCCAACACUGUGACCCCGUCCCCUCUGCUCGGCAAUGGACUCUGCCAGCCCCCCAGCCAAGAUCUGCCCCAGAGCACCCACCGGGCCUGAUCCUGGCCCCAGUCUCUACAGCUCCGGAGCCACAGGGGCGCUGCCCAGAGAAGAUUGGGGCCGUGCCCAUUCCGGGUGCAGGGCUUUCCCACUGGCUGUGGAAAGAGCAGCCCUGACCCAGCACGGGCAGCCCUGACCCAGCGGGCACUGUGCAUAUUCUGCCCCUUCCUGGGCACCCCACGGGACAGUCAGCCAGGCCUGUCCCGCUGUGCCCGUGCCCACUGCCCCAUGCUUCCUGGAGCUCUGGCUGGCUGGCUGAGAUGGCCCUGCGCCCUGCCCCAUAUUUCCAGCCCCAGAGACAGGAAUCUGGCCCCUCUGCUCCCCCCCAGGCAGCUCCCCAUCCCCACGCUGGGACCAGAUUGGGACCAGGGAGCUGAGCUCGGGCACCCCUCCUGUUUAAGGAUUGAGGCCGGGGAAUGCUGGGAAAUGCACUGCCCCCCCCCCAGCUACUGGUGGAAUGUAGAGCCUCCCCACCCUCCCGGCUAAGGGACUUCUUAAUGCCAGAGAUUCCCCCGGCUCUGGUCUCACUGUGAACAUGGGCUCUUAGUUGUACAGAUACAAUAAAACUCAAGAGGAUCUCUAGCUGCCUGGGAGAGCUCCAUCAAUGUAGGAGCGGGGGACCUGCCUCUCCCUUGCCAUAUUUUCUGGGAUCCCCACAUAAAUCUCCAGCUCCCAGAGUCCUGUGAUCACAGGAGAUGUUUGGCUUUUGUUUAACCAACAGUGAGUGAAGCUGUGCAGCUGUCUGGUGACAGAAGAGCCGGGCUCGGACAGAAGACACAGCGCUUGGAGAGCUGAGCUGCCAGGCCGGAGUUGUUUAAACUCUUGUAAUUUGUAAUCUUGUCUUGUGAUUUUCCGCUCCAUCGGCAGCCAGCCAGCCU